This is a messenger RNA of Aethina tumida (small hive beetle), 1931 nucleotides long. Its product is annotated as intermembrane lipid transfer protein vps13l. The record is from RefSeq and is a predicted model, not a curated record. NCBI's taxonomy places the organism in Eukaryota, Metazoa, Arthropoda, Insecta, Coleoptera, Nitidulidae. Gene Ontology annotation, molecular function: DNA binding. Gene Ontology annotation, cellular component: replication fork protection complex; nucleus. Gene Ontology annotation, biological process: replication fork processing; replication fork arrest; DNA replication checkpoint signaling. The transcript has 2 exons. The coding region runs from base 14 to 1801 and encodes 595 amino acids.
AUUUAUUAUUUAUAUGUCCCCCCUAACCUACCUAACCUUAUUCUAUGAAUGCGCGGGAAUUAACACCAAAACAAACUGCACAGUGUUCUGCCACAUAACUUCUGAAGCAAUGUCGUCAGGAGGUGAAGAUGUACAAUUUGAGGAUGUAGAUGAUCUAGAGCGGCUCUAUGAUGGUGUCGAAGAAACAGAAAAUAUCGAAGAAGCGAUAGAAGAUAACACAGGCGAGAAUGGUGAAAAUGAACAGGGCAAUGAAGAUGAGGAUGAAUCACAAAAAAAAGUCGUUAAACCCAAAAGAGUUGUACGUAAUCCACAACCGAAGCUCAACGAUCAAACUUUGAAAGGACCAAAAGGUAUCGGUGUGUUAUCAAAAUACUUUGAGAAUGUUCAAUUCAAAGGGAAAGGCUAUGAGGAGGAAGAUCUGAAUGUAUUGCUGAAGACUUAUGAAUAUUGGUGUCACAGAAUGUUCCCUAAAUUUCCUUUUGAAGAUUGCAUUGAGAAAUUGGAGAAAUUGGGUGCCAAAAAAACAGUACAGACUUAUUUGAAGAGAAUUAGAAUGAAUAUAACAUUUGAUGAAGAACCAGAUAAAAUGGAUAGUGAUAAUGAAGAAAUUGCCAUGCCAGUGGAAGAAAAUGUGUUCGAUCAGUUGACUAAACGUGCUGAACCAGUUGUAAAUGAAGAAAUGUUGGAAAGAAUGAGGUUAAACAGAGAAAAAGCUGAAAAGAUUAAACAAGAAAGAUUGCAAAGAAUUAGAGCCAAGGUGUCAAACAACAUAGGAGAGUCACAAAUUUUACAACAUAGAGGUACUGUAAAUCGUGAUCAAACAUCUCUUAAUGAUAUUGAAAAUAACAGUUUGCCACCAUCAUAUACACAAGAAUCAAGAAAAAGUAUAGACAGUGAUAAGGAAGAAUUUGAAAAGAUGGACACUAAUGCAACACAAACACCCCACAAAAAAGUAUCAAGAAAAAAGAGAGUAUUUGAAAGUGAUGUUGAAGAAAUUGAAGAGGAUGAUCAAGAUGUUGAAAAUAUUGAUGAUAUGUUAGAUGAAAUCAACAACUCAAAACAAAAAAAUACUGUUGAAAGUGAUGGAAAUUCGUUAUCUCCUAAAACACAACAGCCAAAGAGAACAAUUCUGGACAGUGAUAGUGAUACUGAAGCAACAUCUCUUGAACAACUAUCAGAUAAUAUUGGUAAUGCCAAUGAAGACAGCAAUUUGUUUCCUUCACAAACACAAAAAUUAAGAAGAAAGACAGUUAUAGAUAGUGAUAGUGAAGACUCUGAAGAAAUGGACACUAAUGUAACAUCUAAAUCACCACCCAAAAAAAUAUCAAGGAAAAACAGAGUAUUGGAUAGUGAUGAUGAAGAUAUUGAAAUGAAUAAUCAGCAAAAUGUUGAUAAAAUCAGUAAGCCAAAUGAAAAUAAUGUAACAGAGAAAAAUACUUUUGAGAGUGAUGAAAGUGAAAACAGUAGUUCACUACCUUUAGAAACACUUAAAUCAAGAAAAAGUAAAAUUCCAGAUAGUGAUGAUGAAGAAUAUGAAAUGAUAUCUCAGCAGCUCCAUAAGAAAAAGAGAGUAAUUGAUAGUGACAAUGAAGAAACUGAAGAGAAUAAUCAACAAGUUGCUGAAAAUGUUGAAAAGGAAACUACAAUGAAUGGUACAUAUGAAAGUGAGACUCAGAGUAGCAAUUUAUUAUCUUCAAAUAUAAAAGAAUCAAGAUCGACGAGAAUUGCAGACAGUGAAUGUGAAGAAAUAUUAAAAAAUAAUGCUCUCAGUGAUGAAGGAGAAAAAGAUGAAGAUGAAUAAAUUGUCACAUAACUCACAAAAGCACUAUGUAUAUAAGUAAAGAUAUUGAUUUUCCCUUGUAUGUGAAUACUAUUAGUUGAAAUUUAAGGAGAUAUGUUAUGAUAUUUGAAUAAAACUCAUAAUUUAGUAA